AUGAAGCGACAACCCCAACUUUCCCUUUCCGUUGGCAAGGAACGAACCAAGGUGAAACCAGCCAAGGCGGACCCUGCAGAGAUAGACUGGGAGAAGGGAGAGCACGAGGGUUUCGUUUCGAUCGCAAACCAUUCUCUUUUCCUGUCAGUCUACGGCCCAAACCGUCGCUACAACUCACCGAUUGUGAUCGUAUUGCCCGAUGCAGGAUGCAGCUGCAGACAAUGGACCGCCGUUCGGAAACUCAUUCAACGAACAACUCGCGUUCUGCUCUACGAUCGCUCUGGCUAUGGGGACUCUGAGGAAAUGUCAAACCCUACUACGCCCACUGCUGAAAAUCUUGCACUCGAGCUCGAUUCGCUUCUCGCUGGGGCGGAGAUCAGACCCCCGUAUAUUCUCGUCUGUCACUCAUACGGGGGGAUCAUUGCUCGGGAAUUUCUACACUUGAAAAGGUUCAAGGGUGAACUUUGCAAUGUCAUAGGGAUAGUCUUUGUGGAGGGUGAUCAUGAAAACACUCCGGCUUUAGCACGCCAUCCGGGUCUACAGGCGCUCACCAAGGGACACGAGGAUCUGCUCGAGAUCGCCGAAACCGACGACGUCGUGUUGGAUAAGGAAGAUUACGAAGCCCUUGUAGAGGAGUCUCAAAGUUCUAAACUCCAUGAAAUGGCAGAUGCUGAGUUCAGCCAGAUUGAAGAGAGCUGCUUGGAACUAGGGAAGAAAAACCAGUUGGAAGCCGAUCCACCCAUUCUCGGGUCGUAUCCUGUCAGUGUCCUGAAGGGAGACGCUGCAAGAUCUCAUGAGAUAUUAUACGAACUUGCUAUCAAGGAAGGGAGAGGAGCAUCCAUGGCACCCCAGGCCGAGUGGAAGAGGGUAAUAGCUGAUUUUCGGGAACUGGAUGAGUUCCUGCAAACGGAGAAUUUGAAACUGUCAACGAAACAUUCCUACUCGAUUGCAAGACGUGGUGGCCACAACAUCCAUCUUACGGAACCCAAAGCCAUAUUGAGGGAGGUUAACUGGGUGUUAGAUAAUACUUGGCGCUAG
Paracoccidioides brasiliensis Pb18 is the source of this 1038-nucleotide messenger RNA. RefSeq lists its product as uncharacterized. The transcript has a single exon. The coding region runs from base 1 to 1038 and encodes 345 amino acids. The record is from RefSeq and is a predicted model, not a curated record.